Molecule: messenger RNA, 2508 nt
Organism: Purpureocillium takamizusanense
Lineage: Eukaryota; Fungi; Ascomycota; Sordariomycetes; Hypocreales; Ophiocordycipitaceae
Exons: 3
Coding region: 441-1892 (483 amino acids)
Biological process (GO): lipid homeostasis; nuclear envelope organization
Cellular component (GO): nuclear membrane; nuclear envelope
Source: RefSeq, a predicted model, not a curated record
ACUGGAGGAGAUUGGUCGAGAUGCUGCGAGUGUUGAGCGAUACCCCAAAAGGUCGUUGCGUUGAUGGGAGUUGGCAGUUCUCCAGGUUUGAUGUAGAAGCGAUUUGGCAGAGCGCACGAAGCAUGCAGCGGAACAGGCAUGGUCGAGUUUGCUGACAUAAGCCGUCUUGCCUGUGAGGUGCCUGAGGCCCCACGGCGCGACGGAUUUGUUUACUUGGGACGUUUGGUUGCCACUGGCCAUUCAUCAUUUCAGUGGCUCCUCCCGCGGCGCCUACUUUACUCAUUGAAACAAUGUGCCAACUCUCGCUUCAUCCUCACGCUCCCUAGCCGACGCUCCCUCGCCACAGACCUUCGCCGCGUCGCCUCGCAACCGCUUCAGCAUCAAUCCCUCGCAGCAGCAGCAGCAUUCAAGGCUAGUCAACACAUCGAGUGUUCGCCGCCAUGGAGUCCAGGACCUUUGAAGGUCCCAUGGACUGGGAAUAUCAAGAUCGUGGCCCGUUCGACCCCACCAGUCCCUUUGCGCAGGCGGCGCACAAUGCCUCACGAAAUACAAUGUUUGGCUCCCCAUUCAAGUCGUCCCGACCGAACAAUCCGUUUGCAAAUCUAUCGACGCCCUCCAAAGCCCAGUCGCAACAGGCGCCGCCGCCGCCUCAGACCUCGAGCUUCACGCCCCAAGUUUCCUCCAAGAAUAUUGCACCGCCCUUUCGAAACCCGGCUUUCACAACUCCCAGGAGGCCGAUCGACGAAAUGGUGUUCUCGGAAGCGUCCGGCGCCGAAGACAGCCCGGCGCUGACAGAGGCGUCCGACUACCCCAACGACACGCCCGAGGUCGACCAUCGUACCGACGUGGUCAUGGGCGGUACGGUCGCGCCACUCAAAGUCGACAAAGCCAUCCGGUACGGCCGGGCUGGGACGUCGCUGAAGAAGCAUGCCGCCGGUAAGGGGGAGAUCCGGCCACAGCGAGAGCGCUCGGUUGGCCUGAGGAAGCGCAAGCGCCACAACUACGAUCGCGAUGUCGGCAGCACAGGCCGCAACCUCGGGCAGGACAGCGACGCGUGGGACUCGGACUCGGACACGAGCGUGGCGGCACGAGGCUCCAAAAAGUCUCAGCUGCGGGACCGGGACCGAGAGCAGCAGAGGGGCACGGUCGAAUCGCUUUUCUAUGCCCUCAACAAGUAUCCCAACACACCGGAGCACAUGCAGCGAUGGAUGCAGUUCGGGGCGAACCUAUUUCUUAUCUCGACGCUGGUGUAUGUCGGCUGGUCCGUCUUUAGCACGGUGCGGAACGACAUCCAGAGGGCCAACGCCUCUGCGAGGCUCGAGUUUGAAAGGGGCGUUGCGGAGUGUCGGACACAGUACCAGAUCAACGAGUGCAUCAAGGGCGACCGGCCGGGCCUGUUGGCUCUCUGCGCCGAGUGGCACGAGUGCAUGUACCAGGAUCCAGAGUCCAUCAUCAGGGUCAAGGUGACGGUCAAGCAGGUGGCGGAGAUUAUCAACGAGUUCACGGACGCCAUGAAUCUCAAGGCCUGGGGCAUUGUGCUGGGAUUCCUCCUGAUAUGUACGACAGUCAACGUCGGUGCGCUAGGCCGGUCAAGCAACAGGGCGCACGCGGAGCCGCGGCCUCCACCGCAAGGCCACGAGGCGGCUCUCGACGGGUCGAGGUCGCCGGGCAUCACACCCGGAUACAUGCUGGUGCCGGUGCAGACACCCAAGAUGCGGAGACGGGCGAUGCUGGACGAAGGCACCGACACGGACAACUCGCCUCUGAACCUGAAGCCGGCGUUGACAUACCAGACGCCAUCGGCACGGCGGAGCCCGAGCAAGGGGGAGCGCGGAGAGCGGCAGCUGAGCCCCGUCAAGUACGGGCGGACGCCAAGCAGGUCCGCAUAUUAAGCGGAGGAGGCACUGGUCAGCAGCGGCAGCUGUGUCAGACUGCCCAUUCCCUACGUAUACAAGAAGCUUGAUUGCACGAUGCAUGGUGGAGCGGGAGAGGGACGGACGGCGCACACACUGGGCACUAGGAAUUUGCACGAGGCCGCACGGGGUACUCGAUAGGGCAGCACGGACGACGGGCGCAAUCUUUGCGGCCGACGAUGCGCCAAGCUGGAAUAAAAGUGUCGCUUCUGGCUGCAAUAUCCAGCGUGGGCGUGCCGCGCCAAGACUGGAUGUCGUUAUCUUCACAGGCGAAGAAGCAUUGCACCGUUGCGUGAGGUCAUCGUGAAGUGGGGUUUGCCACGUAGGGGCUACCGGCCGUGGAGGGUGUCGGUCGCCAUUGAGAUGCGUACUACCUACAUGUACGUCCACGGAAAUGCAGGUGGCGCCGGUGCGGAUACUUAGGUGGUCUGGGCAGUUGAUCCAUUGGCAUCGGGCGUGUUCCACGGCGCACGGAAGGGGGGAUGGGGGAGUCAAGUCUGGAUGGCACUCUGCCGUUGGCGAUGGAGUCUUGGUUCGAUCGCGAUCUGAGACCGGAGCAGAAGCGAUCUAGAGGUGCAGCAGCACCAGCACGAGC